Messenger RNA from Seriola aureovittata, 1434 nucleotides. RefSeq lists its product as uncharacterized. Gene Ontology annotation, cellular component: nucleosome. NCBI's taxonomy places the organism in Eukaryota, Metazoa, Chordata, Actinopteri, Carangiformes, Carangidae. The transcript has 4 exons. The record is from RefSeq and is a predicted model, not a curated record. Bases 10 to 981 code for a protein of 323 amino acids. Gene Ontology annotation, molecular function: protein heterodimerization activity; structural constituent of chromatin; DNA binding.
CUCGAUAACAUGAGCGGACGCGGCAAAGGAGGCAAGGGACUCGGGAAAGGAGGCGCCAAGCGGCACCGGAAAGUUCUCCGUGAUAACAUCCAGGGAAUCACCAAACCCGCCAUCCGCCGUCUGGCUCGCCGCGGCGGAGUCAAGCGUAUCUCCGGCCUCAUCUACGAGGAGACCCGCGGUGUGCUCAAGGUCUUCCUGGAGAACGUCAUCCGUGACGCCGUCACCUACACCGAGCACGCCAAGAGGAAGACGGUCACCGCCAUGGACGUGGUCUACGCCCUCAAGAGGCAGGGCCGCACCCUGUACGGCUUCGGAGAUGGCUCCCUACACGGCGUGUUUGGCCAGCUCCCCGGGGAGCAGCAGGCGGACGGCGGUCUGGAUCUCCCUGGAGGUGAUGGUGGAGCGCUUGUUGUAGUGAGCCAGGCGGGAGGCCUCACCGGCGAUACGCUCGAAGAUGUCGCUGACGAAGGAGUUCAUGAUGCUCAUGGCCUUGGAGGAGAUUCCGGUGUCGGGGUGGACCUGCUUCAGCACCUUCACGUUCAUUUUCGAAGAAACGAACAACGUUUUAAAAUGGCAAGAACCAAGCAGACCGCCCGUAAAUCCACCGGAGGCAAAGCCCCCAGGAAGCAGCUGGCCACCAAGGCUGCCCGUAAGAGCGCCCCGGCCACCGGCGGCGUCAAGAAGCCUCACCGUUACAGGCCCGGUACCGUGGCUCUCAGAGAGAUCCGCCGCUACCAGAAGUCCACCGAGCUGCUCAUCCGCAAGCUGCCCUUCCAGCGCCUGGUCAGGGAGAUCGCUCAGGACUUCAAGACCGACCUGCGCUUCCAGAGCUCCGCCGUCAUGGCUCUGCAGGAGGCCAGCGAGGCUUACCUGGUCGGCCUCUUCGAGGACACCAACCUGUGCGCCAUCCACGCCAAGAGGGUCACCAUCAUGCCCAAAGACAUCCAGCUGGCCCGCCGCAUCCGCGGGGAGAGGGCUUAAACCCGCCUGACUACACUCCAAACACAACGGCUCUUUUAAGAGCCACACACCUGUUUCAUAAGAGCUCUGUCCUUUCAACAAUAUACAUAAUAUUCAAAAUUUAUAUAAUGAUUUAAAGUCCUAGUAAAACAUAACUGGUCACUAAAACCAACUAGUUUUACACAUUACUUUGACUAAGUUAUGAGUGAUAACACACCAAUACAUUUACAUAACAAACUGGAGUCCUGGGGGUUUUCAAGCCAGUUGUAGAGAGUGACCUGUCAGGUCAUUCAUGUCUUCUGUUGUAGAUUAAAGGACCAGGCAAUCAAACAAGACUAAACUGAGAUUAACUAAAAACCAUUAUGCAAUUAAAACAAGUGACUGAGCAGCAGAGAUACUCUUCAGAUAUCUGGGUCAAGCUCUCCAAUGUGGCUUGAAUGUAAUUUUGUAUGAUGCAAAAGUGGCUAAAACUGU